AGCACCACACAUGGUGUGCCAACUCUUGAGUCUUGCCUAUUUUAUUUUCAAUUUUUUUAAUGGGUGAAAUAAACCAAGUAUAUCGCCAAGAAAUUCAAAUUUGCAGUAACUUGGUUCCGGCAAGCGGCGCUCCACCUUCCCAGUUCCGGCGCAUCUCCGCUCCGUUCCUGCAACCAAACGCCGUAAGUCGUGUCUGCAUUUUCACAGAGACUGAGAUUUAGGAUUAUACAUCGAUGUGAGAAAUGGAUUGUUUGGCGAACUCGGAGAAGACCGAUCAUGCGGGAGGAGAACACAAGAUAGCAGGAGCUGCAAAAACUGUUUUCGGCAAUGCAAUAAAGAGAAGGGCUGCAGAUAUUAGUAAAUUGCCACAACAUAUAAGGCCAUCUAAAGAAAACCUGAAGGUUAAAGAUAUCCCUACGGAGAUGAAAGAGAUUAUUGAAAAGCUUGAGCGGGAAAAUAAGGCUUUGAUGAAUGCACUAUUGGAAAGAGUUAAACUUAUUGAUAUGACUGGAAAUGAGAUACAGAGACUGAGGGCUAAUCUGCAGAGAAUGCAGCAACAGAACCAUCAACUUGCACAAUCAAACACACAGAAGCUUGCAGAACUUAAUUCAUAUCGAGACAAGUUAAGAGCAUUAGAACACGAGCUUGGAUGCAAAAAUGGAUUGCUUAUAGCCAUGAAAUUAGAAGCUGAGGUUGGUCAGCAUAAUAAGCAGAAUCCAGAAUCAGAUAACCUCCAAAAUUUAAUUCCCGAGGGGCAACUUAUUAAAAUGGAGGACACAGUGGAUAACUUUAAGGAAGAUGAAGAUAAAGAAGAAAGCUUGUUUGAAAAUACCAAGAGGAGAAGACAGUCAAAGAGUUCAAAACAAUCUAAACAGGGGCAGUCCCGCGCUAACACCGAAAGAAAAAGGCUUUCGGCAAGAAGGCAAUCUUCUAGGCUUAAGCAUGAAGAGAUCAAAGCCAAAGAAGAUUUGUUUCAGAUGGAUGAUUCUCACUUGUCGGUUCAUCAACCAAGUGAUUGUGAUCCUUCCCAAGAGAAUAUUGAAAGUACCCAAAUCGAAGCGAAGGAAUUGAGGAGACCAUCAAAUGUAACCAGACCCUCCAGACAAGCAGCCAUGAAGGUCAACUCAUACAAAGAAGUCCCAUUAAAUGUUAAAAUGCGAAGAAGUGAAUGAAACGAAUCGCAGAAUUGAAGACUGGCUGGAACACGUGGAGAAGAAAGAAGUUCAAAUGCAGCUCUCAAAGGCCUGGAAGAGGCUCUUAUCCUGUCAUCAAAUUCCAGGUUUUGGAGGAUUAGAAUUAAUUGUAUAUUGUUGGUUUUUUUGGGGUGUUUGCUUGAUGAUCUUAAAGAAGCUACAAAUCCCCCCUAAAAAGAAUAUAUAAUCAAGAGUAAGAGGCCUUUUGUUUGUAAUUGUUGCUAUUUGAAAUGUUAUUAUUGUGAUAUAAAUUACAGUGUAGGGG
Messenger RNA from Cuscuta campestris, 1458 nucleotides. The record is from the annotation of a GenBank genome assembly. NCBI's taxonomy places the organism in Eukaryota, Viridiplantae, Streptophyta, Magnoliopsida, Solanales, Convolvulaceae.